AUGUCUUCCGCUACCUCUUUCUAUGACUUUGAGCCCGCUGACAAGAAGGGCACCCCCUUCCCCCUCUCUUCUCUCUCUGGCAAGGUCGUGCUGGUCGUGAACACCGCCUCAAAGUGUGGCUUCACACCGCAGUUCGAAGGCCUGGAGAAGCUCUACAAGGACCUGUCGAAGAAGUACCCAGAGGACUUCACAAUCAUCGGCUUCCCCUGCAACCAGUUCGGCAGCCAAGAUCCUGGCAGCGACGAUGAAAUCCAGUCCUUCUGCCAACUCAACUAUGGCGUCUCCUUCCCCGUGUUGGGAAAGCUCGAUGUGAACGGCGAUAACGCCGCACCUGUGUGGACCUGGAUGAAGGAGCAGCAGCCUGGUAUCAUGGGCCUCAAGCGUGUCAAGUGGAACUUUGAGAAGUUCCUUGUUUCUGCUGAUGGCAAGGUUGUUGGACGUUGGGCUACUACCACUAAGCCUGAGGGUUUGGAGAGCACUAUUGUGCAGGAGCUUGAGAAGGCCAAGAAGGCUGGUACUCUUGCUUCGUUGAAGAAGGGCGAUGCUCCCGCUGCCACCGAAGCUUAG
This is a messenger RNA of Penicillium nucicola, 567 nucleotides long. Its product is annotated as glutathione peroxidase. Gene Ontology annotation, biological process: response to oxidative stress. The record is from RefSeq and is a predicted model, not a curated record. The transcript is spliced from 2 exons. Gene Ontology annotation, molecular function: glutathione peroxidase activity. Lineage: Eukaryota; Fungi; Ascomycota; Eurotiomycetes; Eurotiales; Aspergillaceae. Bases 1 to 567 code for a protein of 188 amino acids.